AUGUGGUGUAGACAGAGGAGCGGCUCUCUGCAGAUCAACCUGGAGAACACGCCCCAGGGCUUCCCAGUGGUCGUGGGCCAUUCCGAGCCCUCCGCGUCCUCGGCAGAGGAGGGCCAGCUCAUCGUACGUGGUCCUAGCGACAAGGUGGAUGUUGUGAACAUGCGUCGAGCGCUCUCGAGCUUCA
Messenger RNA from Symbiodinium necroappetens, 184 nucleotides. The record is from the annotation of a GenBank genome assembly. Lineage: Eukaryota; Dinophyceae; Suessiales; Symbiodiniaceae.